UGACGGAGGCGAUCGUGUUUUCUCUGCGGCUAGCGUGGGCAGGGUGCAGCGAUCUAAAGACCCCCCCCGUCCGUGCGGGGGGCGUCUAGUUCCGUUUGCGAGCGGGAAGGCGGUGGCGGCGGCUGCUGCCCGAGCCCGCGGGAGAGGUUUUCAAGAUGUCGGGCCAGAGAAAAUGCCCUGAUUGUGGCUCCUCUGAAAUUGUGGAGGAUGCACAUUAUGCUCAGAACCAACUGGUGUGUGCUGACUGUGGGUUUAUCCUCACCGAGGGGCUCUUGACAACCACUUUCCAAGAUGAAGAACAUUUACAAGAAGUGACAUAUUCACGGAGUACCGGCCAGAAUGAGCAGCUGAGCCGCUGUAAGCUACGAGGGAUCAAGCGUGUCCAGGAUCUCUGCAAAGUCCUCUAUCUCCCAGCUGUGUUUGAAGACACAGCCCUGUCCUAUUUCCAGCGAGCAAUUGAACACCCCUCCUUCCACUUAGUCAGCUUGGAGAAGAAGGAGAUUCUAGUAGGCUGCUGUGUCUUUGUGACCUGCCGGCAGCACAACUGGCCCCUGACCAUGGGUACUAUCUGCUCCCUGCUCUACGCAGACAAGGAGUUGUUUGCCAGCGUCUACCUGUGCGUCCUGAAAGAGCUUGAACUGGAUGUGCCAGCCCUGAGCCUGACGGAUCUGGUGAAAACACACCUUAACAGUUUCAAGCUGUUCCAGAGUUCAGCUAGCGUCCCUGCCAAAUUUGCUGAGGACAAGGAAAAGAUGGUUGCCCGAACAAUCCAGAUUGUGGAGCUGGCCAGUGAGACGUGGCUGGUGACAGGCCGGCAUCCCAUUCCCAUCGUCACUGCUGCGGCCUACCUUGCGUGGCAGUCGCUGCAGCCCGUGGGGCGCCUGACAUGCACCUUCCCUCGCUUCUGUAAGCUGGCAGGUACAGACCUACCUCCACCGGCCCACCUGAGGCUGAAGGAGCUCAACGACAUCCUCUUGAGAAUGGCCUCCCAGCUGGCCUGGCUGCGCGUGCUCAACGUGGACAAAAAGACUGUGGUCAAACACAUCGGGGACCUGCUCCAGCACCGACACUUCCUGCUGAGAAGCUCCUUUAGCUCAGGAGACACUGAGGAUCAAAGUGCCACAGCAGUGGGCGAUGGCUCUGUGAGUUCACCACAAGCUGCAGGGUGCUCGGCCCAAGCUGAGGGCUGCCACCCUGGGGGCAAACAGAAAUGCAGCAGCGUACGGAGGCCUUUGCUGCCACCGUGCCUUAUAAACCCCAGGAAGAGACUUCGAACAGCAGCCCUGAGCCCUUCGGACCAGGCUAUCACUGGAGACGAGGCCAUUUCGGACAGCGAAAUAGAGCAAUACCUGCGGAGCCAGGAGGAGAUGCAGGAGUUCAGCAAGGCCCAGGCCUGGCACUGAAUUGAGCUCCCAAGAGCAACAUGGGCAAAGGCACUAAGAAUUAGCCACCUGAAGCAAAGGUAUGAAUUCUCCAGCACAGCUGUCUGCGGCACUGCUAGUGGACACGCUUCCCACUGGAGAAAUAGGAUAAUGGGGCCUCUUAAGUGUUCCAUGCUGCGGGGAGGAAUUGUAAGUAAAUGACAAUAUGUCUCCUAGUUCUGCUGGGGCAGAAAAUUAAAAUACCAGAAUGACUUCCUAACUGAGACUUUCCUAGGGAAACUGUUUGUUAGUUUGUUAGAAAUAAUCCACAUGGCUGCCAGAAAUGCCUUCAGGACGUUCUCUUACCAAUUUACAGUUAGUCAUUUUGUUGAAAUUCAGAUGUUCUCCAGCAUCGUCCUGGUGCAGCCCUUACAAGCGAGUCUAACUUGUCUGUGUACUGAUCGAAGGUGGCGGCAGUAGCAUGGGUAAGUAAUUCUGUUGUGCCUGUCAAUAGAAACAUGAUCUGUGUGGUUUUGGUUAGGACUAAUUGCUUUGCAUUUCUUGCCCUAAAUUGUAGGAUUAUUUGGAUGAGGAGGGCCCUUGAAUAGGUCAGCCAGUUCAUUUCUCAGGGCACACAAGCCUUCCAUGAAUUAUUAUAGAACAAUAUCAGGGUUAUGCAUUUACCUUUGGAGAUCUGGAGGAGAAAGAGAGUACUUUUUUCCUGUCUAAACUGGAGUAACACUUGGUGAAAGCUCAGUGUUCCAACCUUGCUGUUUGGCACUUGGUUCAUUUGAGUUCCUUCCCAUGAAGUGUGACCCUGCUAUGUUGUUUCACUAGAGCUCAGCUGCAUUGUUUGUGAUCUAGUAGAACUGCCACUUUCAUUUGCUGUUAAGGCUUUUUUCAAAAUGUAGUGCCUGUUUCCCUCGGUGAGCAAUAUGAACGCCCUGUGUUUUAGACCACGUGUGGGCAUCACGCUACAAGAUCAGUCUUGGGGCCACUACCACGGGGACAGAUAGUGGGUUGGGUUGGGUUGGAUAUCAGAGACAUCCCUAAGAAUACUGUUGGGAAGCUAGCGUUGUCCUCUGCCUAGUAAGGAAAACAGUUCUGACCUUGGCUGUUAAAUUUAUUAUGUGAAGCUGCUGGAAUUCUGAAUCCUUUCUUUGUACGAUUAUGGCACCAUUUGUUGAUAUCUAAGUACAGCCAAAUUCAAUAAAAGAAAUGACCUUGCUGUG
Malaclemys terrapin pileata is the source of this 2593-nucleotide messenger RNA. It is a transcript of the gene BRF2, whose product is annotated as BRF2 RNA polymerase III transcription initiation factor subunit. The transcript is spliced from 5 exons. Lineage: Eukaryota; Metazoa; Chordata; Testudines; Emydidae. Gene Ontology annotation, molecular function: RNA polymerase II general transcription initiation factor activity; TBP-class protein binding. Gene Ontology annotation, biological process: transcription preinitiation complex assembly; transcription initiation at RNA polymerase II promoter. The record is from RefSeq and is a predicted model, not a curated record. Gene Ontology annotation, cellular component: transcription preinitiation complex; nucleus. Bases 156 to 1403 code for a protein of 415 amino acids.